Molecule: messenger RNA, 2060 nt
Organism: Salvelinus fontinalis (brook trout)
Lineage: Eukaryota; Metazoa; Chordata; Actinopteri; Salmoniformes; Salmonidae
Exons: 7
Coding region: 43-1929 (628 amino acids)
Molecular function (GO): protein binding
Source: RefSeq, a predicted model, not a curated record
AGUCUCUCUGGGAAGAGAGAGGAGGGGGGCCCUGCCUCUAAAAUGAGUCUCUCUGGGGAGAGAGAGGAGGGGGGCCCUGCCUCUAAAAUGAGUCUCUCUGGGAAGAGAGAGGAGGGGGGCCCUGCCUCUAAAAUGAGUCUCUCUGGGGAGAGAGAGGAGGGGGGCCCUGACUCUAAAAUGAGUCUCUCUGGGAAGAGAGAGGAGGGGGGCCCUGCCUCUAAAAUGAGUCUCUCUGGGAAGAGAGAGGAGGGGGGCCCUGACUCUAAAAUGAGUCACUCUGGGGAACAUGACACCAAAGCUAAGAGACCAAUCAAGCAGGAGAGACCAGCCUCCCCUGUUCCCAGCUGUGUGUCCAUGAAGAGUGACUGGUCUAUGAGACAUCCUAUAAUGUUCAGAGAGGGAGACUUUUCUACUGAACAAAGUGUGGAACAUGGUGGAGAGAACAGAAUGAAACCUGGGCUUAGAACAUAUGUCUGUGAUCUCACACUGGACCCAAAAACAGUAUACAUGCGCCUCUCUCUGUCUGAGGAGAACAGAAAGGUGACACAUAUGGGAACGUGCCAGCUGUAUCCUGACCACCCAGAGAGAUUUAUGGAAUGUGGACAGGUGCUGUGUAGAGAGAGUCUGACUGGCCGCUGUUACUGGGAGGUAGAGUGGAGUGGGAGAGGAAAGGAACAGUGGAGUGGGAGAAGGGUUGAUAUAGGAGUGACAUAUAAAGGAAUCAGCAGGAGAGAAGGGGGUGAGGACUGUUGGCUUGGAUACAAUGACAAGUCUUGGAGUCUGCGCUGCUCUGACAACAGUUACUCUGCCUGGCACAAUAAUAAUUCCAUUACCAUAUAUGUCCCCUCCUCCAGCUCCCACAGAGUAGGAGUGUUUCUGGACUGGCCAGCCGGCACUCUGUCCUUCUAUACAGUCUCCUCUGACACAAUGACCCACCUGUACACAUUCACCUCCACAUUCACUGAGCCCCUCUAUCCAGGGUUUCAUCUUUGGGGUCAGAGCGCCUCAGCGUCCCUUUGUCAGGUGAAUCUGAGUAACAAUGACCUGAAGCAUUCAGGAGUGAAGCUGCUCUCUGCUGGACUGGGGAAUCUCCACUGUAAACUGGAGACUCUGAGUGUGGAACAUGGUGGAGAGAACAGAAUGAAACCUGGGCUUAGAACAUAUGUCUGUGAUCUCACACUGGACCCAAAAACAGUAUACAUGCGCCUCUCUCUGUCUGAGGAGAACAGAAAGGUGACACAUAUGGGAACGUGCCAGCUGUAUCCUGACCACCCAGAGAGAUUUAUGGAAUGUGGACAGGUGCUGUGUAGAGAGAGUCUGACUGGCCGCUGUUACUGGGAGGUAGAGUGGAGUGGGAGAGGAAAGGAACAGUGGAGUGGGAGAAGGGUUGAUAUAGGAGUGACAUAUAAAGGAAUCAGCAGGAGAGAAGGGGGUGAGGACUGUUGGCUUGGAUACAAUGACAAGUCUUGGAGUCUGCGCUGCUCUGACAACAGUUACUCUGCCUGGCACAAUAAUAAUUCCAUUACCAUAGACGUCCCCUCCUCCAGCUCCCACAGAGUAGGAGUGUUUCUGGACUGGUCAGCCGGCACUCUGUCCUUCUAUACAGUCUCCUCUGACACAAUGACCCACCUGAUCACAUUCACCUCCACAUUCACUGAGCCCCUCUAUCCAGGGUUUCAUCUUUGGGGUCAGAGCGCCUCAGCGUCCCUUUGUCAGGUGAAUCUGAGUAACAAUGACCUGAAGCAUUCAGGAGUGAAGCUGCUCUCUGCUGGACUGGGGAAUCUCCACUGUAAACUGGAGACUCUGAGACCAAUCAAGCAGGAGAGACCAGCCUCCCCUGUACCCAGCUGUGUGUCCAUGAAGAGUGACCAGUCUAUGGGUCAUCCUAUAAGGUUUAGAGAGGGAGACUUUUCUACUGAACAAAGGUAAGAAGAACUCAUGGGUCAUGGUCAGUGAGUUAAACAACACUGUCUCUAGUCAUUUCUCCUCUCCCAUUUUCCCAUUUCUUUUGGUUGUUUUCAUAAUCCAUAGGCUAAUUAUUUUGUCAAUUUUCAUAGUUC